AUGGUUAUCGAUUCUGGCCGGGAGUCCGUGGCGUAUCAUGUCCCAACGCCUGCAGAGGACAAGCCUACAACGAAGCAGCUACCGGUGACCUUGCUCUCGGGUUUUCUAGGAAGUGGAAAGACCACUCUAUUGAAACACAUCCUCAAGUCACCCGAUCAUGGCUUACGCAUCGCUGUCAUUGUGAAUGACAUGAGUCAGCUCAACAUCGAUGCUGCCCUCAUCAAAAACCACAAGGUCUCUCAAACUACAGAGAAACUCAUUCAGCUACAGAAUGGCUGUAUCUGCUGUACCCUCCGUGGAGACCUUCUCUCCGAAUUAGCACGUCUCACAAAACAAAAUGAGAUCCAAUAUGUUAUCAUUGAAAGCACGGGCAUUAGUGAGCCAAUGCAGGUCGCCGAGACAUUUACCGCAGAGUUCAGUGCUGCCAUGCUGGAGGCUGAGGACCAGAUCGCAGACACAGAUGAGGACACAAAGAAGGUCCUGAAAGAAAUCGUUGAGAUGGGUGGUCUACACACAAUGGCUCGUCUCGAUACCACAGUAACAGUCAUCGAUGCCUUUAACCUCCUCUCAAACUUUGACACCACAGAGUUUCUAUCUGAUCGCUAUGGACGAGAUGAGAUUGUUCUCGAGGAUGAACGUACAAUCUCCGACCUCAUGGUGGACCAGAUCGAGUUUGCCGAUGUACUCAUCAUCAACAAGAUUGAAACCGUCGAUCAGGCAACCCGUGACAAGAUCUCACAAUUGAUCAAGCUACUCAACCCGGACGCCAAGGUUCUCAUGUCCACCUACUCACAGGUCGAUGUGCGUGAGAUUGUUGCGACAAACAGAUUCGACUUUGUGCGGGCCGCCUCUGGUGCAGGGUGGCUUCGUAGCUUGCAUGAGAUGACAAUCCGUCAGACUGGCAAUGGGGAACGCAUGGCUCCUAAGCCAGAGACCCUGGAGUACGGAAUAAACAACUUUGUAUACUCCGCUCGGCGGCCUUUCCAUCCACGUCGUCUCUUUUCUCUCCUCCACGAUAAGUUCAUUAUUCUUCAGAAUAACGAAGAGGAGGACGAGGAAGACGAGAACGAUGAUGAUGAGCAAGAGGAUGAGAUGGACACCGACUCCGACUCCGUGGAGGACUUCGGCCAACCAGAUCCCGAGGACAUCUUAAAAAACAAGCGUCAACACCCUGCCUUUGGGCCUGUCUUGCGCUCGAAGGGCUUCUUCUGGCUACCAACUCGGCCAUUCCAAUUUGGCGAGUGGAACCAAGCAGGCGGUAUGUUGACCGUUGGCUGCGGAGGCCCUUGGUUUGCCGAGGUACCUGAUGAGGCCUGGCCCGAAGAUGAAGAUGUCAUCAAGUCAAUUCAAAACGACUUCCAGGGCCCCUGGGGAGAUCGGCGCCAAGAGCUUGUGUUCAUUGGAGAGGGCAUUGAUCAAGCUGCGAUUUCGGCCAUUCUGGACGAGUGUCUGCUGAGUGACCACGAUAUGAAGCAGUGGGAGAAGGUCAUGAAGAACAAAAAGCUUAGCCGAGAGGCCAAAACUAAAAAGCUGGCCAGUAUUUGGGAAGAUGGUUGGGAGGAAUGGCCUGCUUUUGAGAUUGAAGAUGAGGAGGAGCUGGGGAAGCACCGCAUCAGCGAGUAUUUAGGUCAUCAGCAUGGCUCUAAGACGGGCCAUAAGCAUAGCCAUCACUAG
Penicillium subrubescens is the source of this 1674-nucleotide messenger RNA. RefSeq lists its product as uncharacterized. The transcript is spliced from 5 exons. Lineage: Eukaryota; Fungi; Ascomycota; Eurotiomycetes; Eurotiales; Aspergillaceae. The record is from RefSeq and is a predicted model, not a curated record. Bases 1 to 1674 code for a protein of 557 amino acids.